AUGGCAAAAGUUCCUGAAACCUGCUGCACUUUCUGUAAGAAGUGUGGCAAGCACCAUCCCCACAAAGUGACGCCGUACAAGAAGGGCCGAGAUUCUCUAUAUGCCCAGGGAAAGUGGUGCUAUGACAGGGAGCAGAGUUCCUAUUGUAGGCAGACUAAGCCAAUUCUCCGGAAAAAGGCUGAAAUGACAAAGAAGAUUGUGCUGAGGCUUGAGUGCACUAAGCCCAGCUGCAGAUCUCAGAGAAUGCUGGCUAUUCAGAGAAGCAAGCAUUUUGAACUGGGAAGAGAUGAGAAGAGAAGGGCUAAGUGA
Molecule: messenger RNA, 309 nt
Organism: Cynocephalus volans (Philippine flying lemur)
Lineage: Eukaryota; Metazoa; Chordata; Mammalia; Dermoptera; Cynocephalidae
Product: large ribosomal subunit protein eL42-like
Exons: 1
Coding region: 1-309 (102 amino acids)
Biological process (GO): translation
Cellular component (GO): cytosolic large ribosomal subunit; ribosome
Molecular function (GO): structural constituent of ribosome
Source: RefSeq, a predicted model, not a curated record